GGCGCUGCUGUGCGUGCUUGGAUGCAUUUGACGCCCAAAAUGGCGGCACGGUUAAAAAGUUUGGAUUGUUUUGUUCGACUUUGUUUCCUGAGCAUUCGGCGAGCCGUGUAGCUAAAUAACCUCAUUUGGAUACAGGUUGGAAGGCUUGCAUGGCGCCUUGCUGCCUGCCUAAGGACUUCUGGACGUGUCCAAAAUUGAGAAUGGCGCAUGGCCUUCACCCCAAAUUUGGGCUGACUUCCCCCAUGCUAGGCUACUAGGCUAAGCUAACGUCGGAAGGUAUUCCCCAAAAGCUUCGUUUUGGUUAUGUCGUAUCUCGCUUGGAAGGUGGCGGAGGAGGCGACAAGCAGAACAUGAAGAAGAGGACCUCGUCGUAGACAUGGAGGAAGAUGUGAAAAAAGUAAAAAAGCCUGGCAUCGUGUCACCCUUCAAGCGGGUCUUCCUGAAGGGUGAAAAAGGACGGGACAAGAAGGCGCUGGAGAAAUCGGCGGAGCGCCGGGCACUCCACACGGUCUCUCUCUCGCAACCCGACCACCGCAUCGACCCCGACAUAUUGCUCAAUGACUACAUCGAGAAGGAAGUCAAAUAUUUGGGCCAGCUGACAUCGGUGCCGGGAUACUUGAACCCAUCAAGCAGGACAGAAGUCCUCCAGCUCAUUGACAAUGCAAGAAAGUCGCAUCAGUUGGCGGGCCAGCUGACCUCCGAGCAGGACGCCGUGGUAAGCUUGUCGGCGUACAACGUCAAGCUGGUGUGGCGCGACGGCGAGGACAUCAUCCUGAGGGUGCCCAUCCACGACAUCGCCGCCGUCUCUUACAUCCGCGACGACUCUCAGCACCUCGUCGUCAUCAAGACGGCCCAGGAAUCCGGAGGCUCCCCCUGUCCCAGCUCCUGUCCCGAUCUCAACAAAUCUCAGACGCUCAGCUCUUUGUCGGAGAGCGGCGCCGCGCUGGUGGAAGUGUGCUGUCUGCUUGUCCUCGCCGUCGACAAUAAAGCAGCUGCAGAGGAGCUGUGCCUUCUGCUCAGCCAAGUCUUCCAGAUUGUCUACACCGAGUCCACCAUUGACUUCUUGGACAGAGCCAUCUUUGACGGAGCCACCACGCCCACAAGACAUCUUUCCCUAUACAGCGAUGACUCGUCGAGCAAAGUGGACAUGAAAGAAGCCUUCGAAGGCGAAGCCGGCCCUUUUCCAUUCCAGGCAUCGCCGGAAGCCGACGGCAGCUCCCCGUCGGCUUCCGGCCCCGCCUCUCCUCAGGUCACAACGGCGAGCGAAGGGGAGCUCAGCACCACGGCCGCCGAGCUGCUCCAGGAUUACAUGACCACGCUGCGCACAAAGCUGUCCUCCCAGGAAAUCCAGCAGUUUGCCGGGCUGCUGCACGAGUACCGCAACGGCUCCUCCAUCCACGAGUUCUGCAUUAACCUGCGGCAGCUCUACGGAGACAGCAGGAAGUUCCUCCUGCUUGGCCUGCGUCCCUUCAUCCCCGAGAAGGACAGCCAGCACUUUGAGAACUUCCUGGAGACCAUCGGCGUGAAGGACGGCCGCGGCAUCAUCACCGACAGCUUCGGCCGCUACCGGCGGGCGGCCGACUCCAACGGCAACGUCGCGGCGGCAGGCGGCGGAGACGGCGCCGCCUCCGACGAGGGCCCGGAGGAGGCCGGGGAGACCUCGGAGGGCGACGAGUGGGACCGAAUGAUCAGCGACAUCAGCAAUGACAUCGAGGCGCUCGGCUGUAGCAUGGACGGCGAAGGCGCCGCCGCCGCGUUGUAACUGGGCAGACUCCACCCAUUGAUCACACUGAAGGUUAGUCGUCGUAUGACGUCAAUCAAAAUGCACUUAGGCUGACGUGCGGUCCAGCCCUGGUUACGUUUGUUCCUCACUUAUGGGCAGUAUCUGCCACCGCAGUCAGCCACACCGCAAGUGGAUGCAGUCACCACAUCAGUUUCGAUUACCGCUGCCUUAUUGCUUUCCCCCCCCUGAUUUGUUCUUUUCCUCUUUAGUGGUGCACCGCAAUUUGCCCGUUUUGUGCUCUCUGAACACCCAAAGGUGCCUCAGUCAAGUCUUCCCCUCACUGGGGCACAGAGAAUCCAAAAUGACCGCCUCAUUAUUUCUUGUCAACUGUGUGCGUGCGUGGUCAGCAGUUGCUGUGCAUCUUAUGGCGAGUUUUGUUUUUAAUCAAUGAAGGGGAGGCUACCCAUUUUUUUCUGGAAGAAUUUGGGAAACCCCGAGAUGAAGUGUUGGGUCGUUUAGCUGCCGUUGACCCCCAAUUGUGCCUUUGAAAGUGUUGCGCACACAGUCAUCGUUGUGCAGAUGUUUAUUAAAAAGAACCGCAUUUUGCAAGA
This is a messenger RNA of Syngnathus acus (greater pipefish), 2334 nucleotides long. It is a transcript of the gene ccm2, whose product is annotated as CCM2 scaffold protein. NCBI's taxonomy places the organism in Eukaryota, Metazoa, Chordata, Actinopteri, Syngnathiformes, Syngnathidae. The transcript has 10 exons. Gene Ontology annotation, biological process: heart development; vasculogenesis. The record is from RefSeq and is a predicted model, not a curated record. The coding region runs from base 377 to 1762 and encodes 461 amino acids.